AGCUCCGUUUACGAAAUAUUGUCGCUGUGUGUGGAAUCAAAAAUUCAUCAGUUAUCCCCCCAGAAAGUAGGUUUUUAACGAAAUAAGGGUUCGUUUUGUACGUUCGAUAUUUUUUCAACAGUUGGGAGAAACUGGUGCGACAUCAGAUAUUCGAGGUAUGCGGCGUCUAAAACGAACGUGAAAGUAUUUAUGUAAAGGAGAAAUUAAUCCGCUUUGAUUGAAAGCUUCAAAACUGAGGCUCAAAUAUGGCCGAGACAGAAGGAGGUUCCGAGCAGGAUGAUGUAUCAUUCCUUAGGACCGAAGAUAUGGUCUGCCUGUCUUGCACAGCCACAGGGGAGCGUGUUUGCCUAGCUGCUGAUGGAUUUGGCAAUCGACAUUGUUUUUUAGAGAAUAUAGCAGAUAAAAAUAUACCUCCUGAUCUUUCUCAGUGCGUUUGCGUAAUUGAACAAGCCCUAUCAGUUCGUGCUUUACAAGAGUUAGUAACAGCUGCUGCAAAUGAAACGGCACAGGAGAAUGUAGGUAAAGGAACUGGAUCUGGGCACAGAACUCUGCUUUAUGGUAAUGCCAUUUUGCUCAGGCAUCAGAACAGCGAUAUGUAUCUUGCAUGUUUGUCAACUAGUUCAAGUAAUGAUAAGCUUGCCUUCGAUGUGGGUUUACAAGAGCAUAGUCAAGGUGAAGCUUGUUGGUGGACUGUUCAUCCUGCUAGCAAACAGAGGUCUGAGGGUGAGAAAGUACGCGUUGGUGACGACGUAAUCUUGGUUUCUGUCGCAACAGAGAGAUAUUUGCAUACAACAAAAGAAAACGAUAAAUCUGUCGUUAAUGCAAGUUUCCACGUGACCCAUUGGUCUGUACAACCUUACGGAACUGGUAUUUCGAAGAUGAAAUGUGUUGGCUAUGUCUUUGGGGGGGAUGUCUUAAGAUUCUUCCAUGGAGGCGAUGAGUGCCUAACAAUUCCAUCCACAUGGAGCACCGAACAAAACAUUGUAGUGUAUGAGGGAGGGAGUGUCAUGUCACAAGCCAGAUCACUUUGGAGGUUAGAACUAGCCAGGACUAAGUGGGCUGGCGGCUUCAUAAAUUGGUAUCAUCCAAUGAGAAUAAGGCACUUGACAACUGGGCGGUACCUCGCUGUCAAGGAAAACAAUGAACUUUGCCUUGUCAGUAGGGAGGAAGCCACAACUGCACUAACAGCCUUCUGUCUUCGCCAGGAGAAGGACGACCAAAAAGUAGUUUUAGAAGACAAAGAUUUGGAGGUCAUAGGCUCCCCAAUCAUCAAAUACGGUGACUCCACAGUUAUCGUACAACAUUCUGAAAGUAACUUAUGGCUAUCUUACAAGAGUUACGAGACCAAGAAGAAGGGUCUUGGAAAGGUGGAGGAAAAACAGGCGGUGCUACAUGAAGAAGGUAAGAUGGACGAUGGGCUAGAUUUCAGCAGGAGUCAGGAGGAAGAAUCAAGAACUGCUAGAGUUAUAAGGAAGUGUAGUUCCCUUUUCACCCAAUUCAUCAAUGGAUUGGAAACUUUGCAACUGAAUAGGAGACAUUCGCUGUUCUUCCAAACGGUUAACUUGAAUGAGAUGGUGAUGUGCCUUGAGGAUUUGAUCAAUUAUUUCGCUCAGCCUGCAGAUGACAUAGAACAUGAAGAGAAACAAAACAAAUUGAGAGCAUUGAGGAAUCGUCAAGAUCUCUUCCAAGAAGAAGGCAUACUCAAUUUGAUUCUGGAAGCCAUCGAUAAAAUAAACAUAAUCACCUCUCAAGGUUUCUUGUCUGCAUUGGCUGGGGAUCACAAUUGGGAAAUGAUUUCUGGUUAUCUCUACCAGCUCUUAGCUGCUAUCAUCAAAGGAAAUCACACCAACUGCGCACAAUUCGCCAAUUCAAACAGGUUGAAUUGGCUUUUCUCUAGGUUAGGAUCACAAGCGUCUGGUGAAGGUACUGGAAUGUUGGAUGUACUCCAUUGUGUCCUUAUAGAUUCACCAGAAGCGUUGAAUAUGAUGCGGGAUGAGCACAUAAAAGUGAUCAUAUCCCUCUUGGAAAAACAUGGUAGAGAUCCGAAAGUUCUCGAUGUCCUGUGUUCACUUUGCGUGGGUAAUGGAGUGGCGGUGAGAAGCUCGCAAAACAACAUCUGUGAUUAUUUGUUGCCUGGUAAAAAUCUACUCCUACAGACUCAAUUAGUAGAUCACGUAGCUAGCGUCCGCCCUAAUAUUUUCGUAGGAAGGGUGGAAGGUAGUGCCAUAUACCAAAAAUGGUAUUUCGAAGUAACUGUGGAUCACUUGGAGCAAACAAGUCACAUGUUGCCGCAUCUGCGCAUAGGAUGGGCCAAUUCCAAAGGGUACGUGCCUUAUCCAGGUGGCGGUGAAAAGUGGGGAGGAAACGGGGUGGGGGAUGAUCUGUAUUCGUUCGGUUUUGACGGUGCGUUUUUGUGGACAGGAGGAAGAAGCACACAAGUUAGGAACAAGAGUGCAGAACCAUACAUAAGGAAGAAUGAUGUUGUUGGCUGUGCCUUAGAUCUGACUGUGCCAAUAAUUACUUUUACAUUUAAUGGAGUACCAAUCAGAGGCAGCUUCAGAGAUUUCAACUUAGAUGGAAUGUUCUUUCCUGUGAUCAGUUGUUCUUCUAAAUUGAGUUGCCGUUUCCUUCUCGGUGGAGAUCAAGGAAAACUGAAGUACGCGCCACCGGAUGACUUUUCGCCCCUUGUAGAGAGCCUCCUACCCCAGCAGGUCCUCAUGCUGGAACCGUGUUUUUACUUCGGCAACAUGAAUAAGACCGUAUUGGCCGGACCUCUACUCGUCGAGGACGACACAGCUUUCGUUCCCAACCCUGUAGACACUUCCAUGGUAUCCCUAACCAGUUAUGUCGAGUCGAUCAAGGACAAACUGGCGGAAAACAUCCACGAAAUGUGGGCCAUGAACAAAAUCGAAUCCGGCUGGCAGUGGGGGGAGUACAGGGACGACAUGAGACAUAUACACCCAUGUUUGGUGCAUUUCGAUAAACUGCCACCGGCAGAAAAACGAUACGAUUCGCAAUUGGCCGUUCAAACCUUGAAAACUAUAAUAGCUUUGGGCUAUUAUAUAACCAUGGAUAAACCUCCAUCUAGGAUCAAAACCGUACGUCUUCCAAACGAACCGUUUAUGCAGUCCAACGGAUACAAACCAGCCCCAUUGGACUUGAGCGCCAUCACUUUAACCCCCAAACUGGAGGAAUUGGUCGAUCAGCUGGCUGAGAACACCCACAAUCUGUGGGCCAAAGAGAGGAUUCAGCAGGGAUGGACUUACGGUCUAAAUGAGGAUUCCGAGAUGAUGCGUAGCCCACAUCUUGUCCCGUACAGCAAAGUAGACGACGCGAUCAAAAAGGCGAAUAGGGAUACAGCCUCUGAAACUGUCAGAACCCUGCUGGUCUACGGUUAUAACCUAGAUCCACCCACCGGCGAACAACAGGAGACGCUGCUGGCCGAGGCAAGUCGUCUACGUCAGUCCGCCUUUAGGACGUACAGAGCCGAGCGUACCUACGGGGUGUCUUCGGGUAAAUGGUACUUCGAGUUCGAGAUCCUCACCACCGGACCCAUGCGCGUUGGUUGGGCGAAAGCCGACUGCGCACCCGGACGUAUGAUCGGUUCGGAUGAGAACACUUGGGCAUUCGACGGAUAUAACAUGAAAAAAUGGCAUGGUGGAUUGUGCGAACCGUUUGGCCUUAAAUACACAGUUGGUGAUGUUGUGGGGUGCUUUUUAGAUUUAUUCGAUAAUAAUAUCAGUUUUUCACUCAACGGUGAACUUUUAAUGGAUGCUCUGGGAGGUGAAACGACUUUCGCAGAUGUACAGGGUGAGAACUUCGUACCGGCUUUCACGCUAGGGGUCGGUCAGAAGGCCAAACUGUGUUUCGGUCAAGAUGUGACCCAGUUGAAAUACUUCACGAUGUGUGGGUUGCAAGAGGGAUACGAGCCAUUUUGCGUGAAUAUGAAUAGAAAAGUCACUUACUGGUAUACCAAGGAUCAGCCCAUUUUCGAAAAUACCGAAGACUAUCAAGAUACCAAAAUUGACGUCACAAGGAUUCUUGCCGGCUCCGACAGCCCUCCGGGUCUCAAAAUCAGCCACAAUACGUUCGAGACGAUGGAAAAGGCCAAUUGGGAGUUUCUCAGGUUGAGUCUGCCCGUCACCUGUCAUCCAGAGUUCAUUACAGAAGAUGAGAAGAAAAGAAGAUGGCAGGAGAUAAAAAUGAGACAGCACAAGCUGAGGACAGAAGCCGAACAGCAAAUAACUCCGGCGCAUAUCGAGCAAAUCAUGAAGAGUGGCUUUUCGAUAAGCGACCUCAAAGGUCUCCAUCGAAACUACGAGGAAGCCGUAGAAUCUGACGAGGUCAUGAAAUCGGGAAACACCAACAAAUCGAUGAAAUCUCCCUCAAGACCGCCUCGCAAAACGUCCCUCACUAGGAACGGACCGGAGAAUGGAAUCGAUUCGAGGAGGAUUGGUAGCGAGGUCGAUCUGCAGAGGUACAACGACAUAUCGCCGACGAAUCAGGAUAAAUUCGAUGAUAGGAAGAAGCGUGGGAGGUCACCCUUCAGGUUCUUCUCGAAGAAGAGAGGUACUUCCAGCGGCGAUAGAACCGAGAGGAAGAAGUCGAAAACUCCCGACUUGGAAAUAGGCGGCAUGCCGAACAAUCUGUCGCCACCUACCAGGACUCCACAGGGUGGUCACUCGCCAGGGCAGGCAAACGCUUCGCCUAAACUACAAAGAAGCCCCACCAUAAAGAACUCUCAGAGCGACCUUCACUCAACCGGGGGCCAACAGAAACAGUUAUCCAUCCCUCAGACCUCCGGAAUAGAGGUCUACGGCAACGACAUAUACGACGCGGAGUGUUUGAAACUCAUAAAUGAAUACUUUUACGGUGUACGUAUAUUUCCCGGACAAGACCCAUCUCAUGUUUACGUUGGUUGGGUAACCACUCAGUAUCACUUGCACUCAUUGGAUUUCAACCAGAGCCAAGUGUUGAAGUCAUCGGUGAUCUUAACCGAUGAUUACAACCGGAUUAUCGAUUGCGUUGACCGACAUGCCUGUUACAUGGUGCGCGCCGAUGAGCUGUAUAACGAAGUUUCUCAAGACGCUUCAGGUAAAGGCGCGUCCCAGGGCAUGUUUGUUGGUUGUUUUCUAGAUGUCGCUACCGGAGUCAUUACUUUCACCUGCGAAGGGAAACCCACAUCUCACAUUUUCAGGAUGGAGCCAGAAACCAAGCUAUUUCCGGCGAUAUUUGUGGAGGCCACUAGCAAAGAGGUCCUCCAGAUCGAGCUAGGUAGGACUCUAACAACCCUACCGCUUUCCUCCGCCGUUUUGCAGAACAGCGGGAAGCACGUCACACCACAAUUUCCACCAAGGCUGAAAGUCCAGUGUCUCAAACCUAAUCAGUGGGCUCGGGUACCCAACCAAAGUCUCCAAGUCCACGCCUUAAAACUGUCGGAUAUUCGUGGUUGGUCGAUGCUGUGCGAGGACGCUAUUUCUAUGCUCGCCCUGCACAUACCCGAGGAGGACAGGUGUAUAGACAUCUUGGAGCUGAUAGAGGUGGAUAAGUUGCUGAGUUUCCACGCGCACACUCUCACUCUCUACGCGGCGCUCUGUUAUCAGAGCAAUUAUAGGGCCGCGCAUGUGCUCUGCAAACACGUCGAUCAGAAGCAGUUGCUAUACGCCAUAAAGGCGGAGUACAUGAGCGGGCCUCUGCGACAAGGGUUUUACGAUCUUCUGAUCGCCGUUCAUCUGGAAUCUGCAGCAACAACUAUGGAGGUCUGCAAGAACGAGUACGUCAUUCCUAUUGGUCAAGACUUGAAGGAUCUAUAUGAGGAAAGUGAAAUGGGAAACAGUUUAUGCAAGUUGAAAAUGGAGUCGGUGCAACCAGUGAUGAAUAUGACGAAUAUAACAGAUGUUAUAGAAGAUAUAAAGAAACUGUAUUCACCAUUUUUCCCUCUGGACGUGGUGAGAGAUUAUGUUAUGACAGCCCUCGCAGAAGCAGUCGAUAUAAAUCAAGUACACAACAGAGAUCCAAUAGGGGGAUCGAACGAAAACCUCUUCUUGCCUCUGCUAAAAUUGGUAGAUCGUCUUCUACUAGUCGGCAUGCUGAGAGACGAAGACGUGAACAAGCUACUCAUCAUGAUAGACCCGGAAACUUGGGACCCAGCCUUCGACAGAGAAGGCAAAAACGAACACUCCAAAGGUCUACUCUCGAUGAAGAUGGCCGAAGGUGCCAAAUUACAAAUGUGCUAUUUGUUGCAUCAUCUCUGCGACAUCCAGCUGAGACACAGGGUGGAAGCCAUCAUAGCUUUCAGCACGGAUUUCGUCGGAGAGAUACAGAGCGAUCAGCUGAGACGUUACGUCGAAAUCAAGCAAUCUGACCUCCCGUCAGCUGUAGCUGCCAAGAAAACGAAGGAGUUUAGGUGUCCUCCAAAGGAACAGAUGAACGCUAUUUUAGGUUUCAAAAAUAUCGAAGAGGAAGAUAAAGAAAAUUGUCCAUUGGGUGAUGAGCUCUCAGACAGGAUGAAGGAAUUCCACGAUAUCCUCAUGGCUCAUGUGUCCCUGCAGGCGUUACAAGCCGAACCCAUAGAAGAGAUUCCGGAAGAAGUUAUCAGACCUGGACCCAUGAAGAAACUCUAUAAUCUGAUAAACGCUGUUAAGGAAUUGGAAGAAGAGCCGAAGCCAGAACCCGAACCCGAGAAGAAGACUCCAGAAGAGAUAUUCAGGAAGGUGCUCAUAGCCACUAUUGUCAAGUGGGCCGAGGAGUCCCAAAUUGAAACUCCCCAGCUAGUACAGCAAAUGUUCAGUCUUUUCGUGAGGCAGUACGACUCCGUGGGCGAGCUGAUAAGGGCCCUCCAGAAGACCUAUAUCAUCAACGCGAAGACAAAGUCCGACGUGGCCGAGAUGUGGGUGGGCUUGAGCAAGAUCCGCGCCCUCCUCCCGGUCCAGAUGUCACAGGAAGAGGAGGAACUGAUGAGGCAGAGACUGUGGAAAUUGGUCAACAACCACACGUUCUUCCAGCAUCCCGAUCUCAUCAGGAUCCUGAGGAUUCACGAGAACGUCAUGGCCGUCAUGAUCAACACUUUGGGUAGGCGGUCGCAGGCUCAGUCCGACGCCAGCGCUCAAGCCCAGACUGGGGAGGGAGAGGUGACGGGUAAAGAGAAGGAUACAUCCCACGAGAUGGUGGUGGCCUGCUGCAGAUUCUUGUGUUAUUUCUGCCGUACCGGACGUCAGAACCAGAAGGCCAUGUUCGAGCACUUCGACUUCCUGCUGGACAACUCCAACAUCCUACUCUCGAGGCCCAGUCUCAGGGGCUCGACGCCGCUAGAUGUCGCCUAUUCCUCCCUGAUGGAAAACACGGAAUUGGCGUUGGCGUUGAGGGAGCACUACCUGGAGAAGAUAGCGGUCUAUCUGUCCCGUUGCGGUCUCCAGUCUAAUUCAGAGCUGGUGGAGAAGGGUUACCCUGAUUUGGGUUGGGAUCCGGUGGAGGGCGAGAGAUAUCUGGACUUCCUGAGGUUCUGCGUCUGGGUGAACGGAGAGAGCGUGGAGGAAAACGCGAAUCUGGUGAUCAGGCUGUUGAUUCGAAGACCCGAAUGUCUUGGACCGGCUCUCAGAGGAGAAGGGGAAGGUCUGCUGAGGGCUAUUAUUGAUGCAAAUAAGAUGUCAGAGAAAAUAGCCAACAGAAGAAAAAUGAUGGACGAAGCAGAAGGUCAACAAGAAAACGGUCAGUUUACUCAUCCACUACCAGAGAGCGACGAGGACGAAGACUAUAUUGACACAGGAGCUGCAAUCCUGAAUUUCUAUUGUACAUUAGUGGAUCUUCUUGGUCGAUGUGCUCCAGAUACUGCCGUAAUAGCUCUGGGUAAAAACGAAUCGUUGAGGGCCCGAGCCAUCCUACGAUCGCUGGUGCCUCUAGAAGAUCUCCAGGGCGUACUGAGCUUGAAAUUCUCCCUGCAUAAUCCAGCAGCCGGGGAAGAGAGACCAAAGUCCGACAUGCCUUCAGGUCUGAUACCUGGCCACAAGCAGUCGGUUGUUCUAUUCUUGGAGAGGGUUUACGGUAUCGAGACGCAAGAGCUGUUCUUCAAACUUUUGGAGGAAGCUUUUCUACCCGACCUCCGAUGCGCUACAAUGCUCGAUAGGAACGAUGGUAGCGAAUCGGACAUGGCCUUGAGCAUGAACCGCUACAUGGGUAACUCGAUACUACCGCUGCUCAUCCAACACAGCAAAUUCUACAGCGAAGCCGAAAAUUAUUCCUCACUUCUAGACGCCACCCUACACACCGUCUAUAGGUUAUCGAAGAACCGUAUGCUCACCAAAGGACAGAGAGAGGCCGUAUCCGACUUUCUGGUAGCCUUAACCAGCCAGCUCCAACCUUACAUGCUGUUGAAGUUGCUGCGCAAGCUCACGGUCGACGUGUCCAAUCUGUCGGAGUACACGACUGUCGCCCUACGUCUCCUGACCUUACACUACGAUAGGUGCGCCAAAUAUUACGGUUCCAGCACGGGACAAGGGGCCUACGGUGCCGCCAGCGACGAGGAGAAGAGGCUGACCAUGAUGCUGUUCUCCAACAUAUUCGAUUCCCUCAGCAAGAUGGACUACGAACCGGAGCUGUUCGGGAAGGCCCUGCCUUGCCUGACGGCCAUAGGUUGCGCCUUACCGCCGGACUAUUCCCUCUCCAAGAAUUACGACGACGAGUGGUACGCGAACAAGACGGGAGGGGGAAACGGCCCUUACAACCCUCAGCCCAUAAACACCUCUUCGGUUCAGUUGAACAACGAUCUCAACAGUAUCGUGCAGCAGUUCUCGGAGCACUAUCACGACGCUUGGGCUUCGAGGAAGUUGGAGAACAACUGGCAGUUCGGCGAGCCUUACUCUUGGGAACAGAGGAUCCAUCCUAGGUUGAAGCCUUACUCAAUGCUCAACGAUUACGAGAAAGAGCGCUACAAGGAGCCGGUCCGCGAUUCCCUCAAGGCCCUACUAGCCAUAGGCUGGACCGUGGAGCACACCGAGGUAGAUCUGCCAACCAGCAGGAACAACAGCCCUCGACCGGUAUCUGGCGACGGUAGCUACAACCCCCACCCCGUCGACAUGACCAACCUGAAUCUUUCGAGGGAGAUGCAAAACAUGGCGGAGCGCCUCGCGGAAAACGCCCACGACAUCUGGGCUAAGAAGAAGAAGGAGGAACUGAAUACUUGCGGGGGCGGCGUGCACCCCCAGCUGGUGCCUUACGAUCUGUUGACGGACAAGGAGAAGAAAAAGGACAGGGAGAGGUCGCAGGAGUUCUUGAAGUACCUGCAGUAUCAAGGAUACAAGCUGCACAGGCCAAAUAGAGGCGCGGCACAAGAGAACGAGCAGGCAGGCGGCGGUCCUUCUAUCGAGCUCCGUUUCGCGUACAGUCUCUUGGAGAAACUGAUCCAAUACGCAGACAGGGCCACCAUCAACAUGAAGCUACUGAAACCGUCUCAAACCUUCAGCAGGAGGAACUCCUACAAGACGUCGUCCAGGGACAUCAAGUUCUUCUCCAAAGUAGUCUUGCCGCUCAUGGAAAAGUACUUCUCCACCCACAGAAACUACUUCAUCGCCGUGGCUACGGCUACGAAUAACAUAGGGGCGGCCAGUCUGAAGGAGAAAGAAAUGGUGGCUUCUCUGUUCUGUAAACUGGCGAGUCUGUUGAGAUCCAGAUUGGCGGCCUUUGGCGCCGACGUUAGGAUAACGGUGAGGUGUUUGCAGGUGUUGGUCAAGGGCAUCGACGCUAAAUCCCUCGUCAAGAAUUGUCCGGAGUUCAUCAGGACGUCGAUGUUGACUUUCUUCAAUAACACUGCCGAUGACCUGAUGCAUACCAUCAUAAAUCUGCAGGAGGGAAAAUAUAGCCAUCUCCGAGGGACGCAUCUGAAAACUUCCACCUCUCUAUUUUACGUCAACACCGUUUGUCUGCCAAUAUUGACAGCCUUGUUCGAUCAUCUAGCAAACUGUGAAUAUGGCAGUGAUUUGCUAUUGGAUGAGAUACAAGUAGCUUCCUACAAGAUUCUUCAGGCACUUUAUACCCUGGGCAUUGAUGCUACUCUAACUCACGACCGAAAAUACUUGAAAACAGAGAUAGAGCGACAUAAACCAGCGUUAGGUUCAUGUCUUGGAGCUUUCAGUUCUACUUUCCCAGUGGCUUUCCUAGAACCUCAUCUGAAUAAAAAUAACCCGUUUUCACUAGCGAAUAGAAUUGCCGAUCACUCUCUAGAAGCCCAAGAUAUAAUGGCUCGAAUGGAAGGAUCAAUGCCGACACUGGAAGCCGUUCUGACUGAGGUCGAUCAGUUCGUAGAGAGCGAUAAGACCUAUGCCGAUGGGGCCCAUGUUAUAGACGUCAUUAUGCCAUUGCUUUGUUCCUACUUGCCGUUUUGGUGGGCACAAGGUCCGGACAAUGUUAGUCCCACUGGAGGAACGCACGUGUCAAUGGUAACGGCGGAACACAUGAACCAACUGCUCAAGAACGUUCUAAAGUUGAUCAAGAAGAAUAUAGGCAACGAGUCGGCGCCUUGGAUGACCAGAAUAGCUGCUUACACCCAACAGAUAAUCAUCAAUAGUAGCGAGGAGUUACUCAAGGAUCCGUUCUUGCCCUUAGCCGAAAGGGUCAAGAAGAGAACUGAGGCUAUGUAUCAUAAGGAGGAGAGUAUGAGGGGAUUCAUAAAAAGUAGUUCUGAUGACACCUCUCAGAUUGAAGCUCAAAUACAAGAAGACUGGCAGUUGUUAGUGAGAGAUAUAUACUCCUUCUAUCCUCUACUCAUUAAGUACGUAGAUCUACAGAGGAAUCAUUGGUUGAGGCAUAACAUAGCCGAAGCCGAAGACCUUUACAACCACGUCGCAGACAUAUUCAACAUCUGGUCAAAAUCGCAAUAUUUCCUUCGGGAGGAACAGAACUUUAUAUCGGCCAACGAGAUCGAUAAUAUGGUGUUGAUAAUGCCGACUGCCACCAGAAGAAGCGUCGUACCGGAGGGUGGACAGAGUGGUGGUGGAAAGAAAAAGAAAAAGAAUAGGGAUAAGAAACGAAACAAGGACAAGGAGAUCCAGGCGUCUCUCAUGGUGGCCUGUUUGAAACGAUUACUUCCGGUCGGUUUGAAUCUAUUCGCCGGCAGGGAACAAGAAUUGGUACAACAUUGCAAGGAUCGUUUCCUGAAGAAGAUGCCAGAGUACGACAUCAUAGAUUUCGCCAAGACCCAGCUUACACUCCCGGAUAAGAUAGAUCCAGCAGAUGAGAUGUCUUGGCAGCAUUACCUUUACAGCCAGCUGGGUAGUAAGAAAAGCGUGACCAUUGGCAUGGAUAAUAACGGCAAGAACCAACUGGAGGAAACUGUGGAUAGAAUAGUGGCGAUGAGCAAGGUGCUGUUUGGAUUGCACAUGAUCGACCACCCGCAACAACAGCAAAAAGGCGUAUACCGCAGCGUGGUCUCGACCCAAAGAAAAAGGGCGGUCUUGUCAUGCUUCAGACAAGCUUCUCUGCACAGUUUGCCGAGACACCGGGCAAUAAAUAUUUUCAUUCGCUCGUAUUGCGAACUGUGGCUACAAGAUGAGAAUGUUGGUCAGGAGGUGAUGAUCGAGGACCUCACUCAGAGCUUCGAAGAUGCGGAGUUGAAAAAACAGGACGAACAAGAGGAGGGCGACAAACACGAUCCACUCACCCAGUUGGUCACCACUUUCUGCAGAGGUGCUAUGACAGAGCGGUCUGGGGCCCUGCAGGAGGACCCGUUGUACAUGAGCUACGCAGAAAUUAUGGGUAAAUCUUGCGGCGAAGAAGAGGAGGAAGGAGAAGAAGAAGGUGGAGGUGAAGGUGGGGCAGAGGGUGAAGAAGGAAAUUCUUCUAUUCAUGAACAAGAGAUGGAGAAACAGAAGCUCCUAUUCAACCAGGCCAGGCUAGCGAACCGCGGCGUGGCGGAGAUGGUGCUCCUGCACAUCUCGGCCUGCAAAGGUAUCCCAUCCGACAUGGUCAUGAAAACCCUCGAGCUAGGCAUAUCGAUACUGAGAGGCGGCAACUUCGACAUCCAGAUGGGCAUGCUCAACCACCUGAAGGACAAGAAAGACGUGGGAUUCUUCACCAGCAUAGCCGGUCUCAUGAACAGCUGCAGCGUGCUGGACCUGGACGCGUUCGAGAGAAACACCAAAGCUGAGGGGUUGGGCGUCGGUUCAGAGGGCGCCGCCGGCGAGAAGAACAUGCACGACGCCGAGUUCACUUGCGCCCUGUUCAGGUUCAUACAGCUCACUUGUGAGGGUCACAAUUUGGAGUGGCAGAAUUAUCUGCGUACCCAAGCAGGAAACACAACCACCGUCAACGUUGUAAUUUGCACCGUCGAUUAUCUGCUGAGGCUUCAGGAGUCCAUAAUGGACUUUUACUGGCAUUAUUCGAGCAAGGAGCUCAUAGAUGCGGCCGGUAAGGCAAAUUUCUUCAAAGCUAUAGGUGUUGCUAGUCAGGUUUUCAACACUUUAACUGAAGUCAUCCAGGGACCUUGUACCCUUAACCAACAGGCAUUGGCACAUUCCAGAUUGUGGGACGCAGUGGGCGGUUUUCUCUUCCUCUUCUCUCACAUGCAAGACAAACUCUCCAAACAUUCCAGUCAAGUCGACUUGCUCAAGGAAUUGCUCAAUCUACAGAAGGACAUGAUCACCAUGAUGCUGUCCAUGCUCGAGGGUAACGUUGUCAACGGUACCAUCGGUAAACAGAUGGUCGACACGCUGGUAGAGAGCGCUUCAAACGUCGAACUGAUAUUGAAAUACUUCGACAUGUUCCUCAAACUGAAGGAGCUGACCUCGAGCGCCAGUUUCCAAGAGAUCGACUUCAACAACGACGGAUGGGUUUACCCCAAAGACUUCAAGGAGAAGAUGGACCAGCAGAAGAGCUACACACCGGAGGAGAUUGAAUUCCUACUGGCGUGCUGUGAGACGAACCACGAUGGCAAAAUAGAUUAUGUGGGUUUCAUAGACCGUUUCCACGAACCGGCCAAAGAAAUCGGUUUCAACUUAGCCGUUCUGCUGACCAACUUGUCCGAACAUAUGCCGAACGAACCUCGGCUUGCCAAGUUCUUGGAAACCGCAGGAUCUGUUUUGAACUACUUCGAACCAUUCCUAGGACGCAUAGAGAUUUUGGGCAGCAGCAAGAGGAUAGAGAGGGUGUAUUUCGAAAUCAAGGAAUCGAACAUUGAGCAAUGGGAAAAGCCGCAGAUCAAGGAAUCUAAACGAGCCUUCUUCUAUUCCAUCGUCACAGAAGGCGGCGAUAAGGAAAAACUAGAAGCUUUCAUCAAUUUCUGCGAAGACGCCAUCUUUGAAAUGCAGCACGCCAGCGGUCUCAUGUCAACGGAGGAAUCAGGAGAGGGGGGACCGACAAGGGCAACCAGUUAUAGCUACAUGACUGACGAAGAGGAAGAAAGAAGCAAGAGAGAUCCUUUCCGCAGAGGCUUCCAGACGGUGAAAGAGGGAAUAUCGUACGGGUUAUCGGCCCUCAGUCCGUCCAACAUAAAACACAAAAUUACGGAGAUGCAACAGAUGACGAUACCGGAACUUUGCAUAGGUUUCUUGAAGCUGAUAUUCAACACGUUCUACUACUCCGGGUAUGGCGUGGCUGUAGUGCUGCAGUUCUUCAUGGGUAUUCUGAUGUCCCUGAUGAGAGGUCCUGUGGUCGAGGAACCUAUAGUGGAGGUCAAGGAAGAGGAGAAAUCCGGGCAUUUGAGGUUGUUACCCGCGUUGCCGUCUGCGGAAGAGCAAAAUUCGCAGAUGCAAGCGUUCGGGGUGGAUAUGGUCAAGGAAGAUAACGGACAGUACAAAAUGAACGCGCAUGAAUCUCCCACUGGCAGCCAGCUGUCAUCUGGCGACGGAGAAACGUCACCCGAAGACGGGGCCGAAACGCACAGCGAAUCAGAAGCGCAAGAGACGCCGAUGACCCUUUCGGAUCUUCUGGGCGGGGAACAAGCCAAACUAGCCGCCCAGGAGAAAGUGGAGGCUCAGGCUGCGCAACAGGCGGCUAUGCAGGCGGUGGAAUCGGAGAGCAAACAGCAGGCCACUACGGAACCCUCCGCGGUCUCGCAGAUCAACUUCGGCGCUUACGGUAAAAGGGCGGUGUCUUUCUUGGCGAGGAAUUUCUACAACCUGAAGCUGGUGGCUCUUGUAUUGGCGUUCUGCAUCAAUUUCAUGCUGCUCUUCUACAAGGUCUCGAAUUUAUCUGAUGGACUUGAUGGUAGCGGUAGCAAGGAGGUUGACGACUUGAUCAGCGGUUCGGGCAGUGGGAGCGGUGCUGGAGAAGGUUCUGGGGAGGAAGAGGACGAUCCUUUGGAAUUGGUGCACGUCGAUGAAGAUUUCUAUUACAUGACCCACGUUAUGAGGUUGGCGGCGAUGUUACACUCACUGGUUUCGUUGGCUAUGUUGAUUGCGUACUAUCAUCUGAAGGUACCUCUGGCUAUUUUCAAGAGGGAAAAAGAAAUAGCCAGAAGAUUGGAGUUCGAAGGACUUUACAUUGUAGAACAACCAGAGGACGACGACCUAAAGUCUCACUGGGACAAAUUGGUGAUAUCUGCUAAAUCUUUUCCUGUCAAUUAUUGGGAUAAAUUCGUUAAGAAGAAGGUGCGACAGAAGUACAGUGAAACAUACGAUUUCGAUUCUAUAAGUAACCUGUUAGGAAUGGAGAAGACCUCUUUCCAACAACAAGAAACCGAAGAAGGAAAAGGAUUGAUACAUUUUAUUUGUUCCAUCGACUGGCGUUACCAAAUAUGGAAAUCCGGUGUCACGAUAACCGACAACGCUUUCUUGUACUCCCUGUACUAUUUCGUGUUCUCCAUACUUGGAAACUUCAAUAAUUUCUUCUUCGCCGCUCAUCUUCUUGACGUCGCUGUUGGUAUUAAGGCCUUGAGGACCAUCUUACAGUCAGUCACUCACAAUGGAAAGCAACUGGUGCUCACAGUCAUGCUGUUGACCAUUAUUGUGUACAUAUACACGGUGAUUGCUUUCAAUUUCUUCAGGAAGUUCUACGUGCAGGAAGAAGAGGAUACUAUAGAUAAAAAAUGUCACGAUAUGUUGACGUGCUUUGUUUUCCAUCUUUACAAGGGUGUGAGAGCUGGAGGAGGUAUAGGUGAUGAAAUCGAACCUCCAGAUGGUGACGACUAUGAGGUUUACCGUAUCAUGUUCGACAUCACCUUCUUCUUUUUCGUUAUUGUUAUUCUGUUGGCCAUUAUUCAGGGUUUGAUCAUCGACGCUUUUGGUGAGCUUCGUGAUCAGCUAGAGAGUGUCAAGAACGAUAUGGAGUCGAAUUGUUUCAUUUGUGGCAUGGGUAAAGAUUACUUCGAUGCGGUGCCACACGGUUUUGAUACGCACGUAGCACAAGAACAUAACUUGGCGAAUUAUAUGUUCUUCCUUAUGCAUCUUAUAAAUAAACCCGACACGGAAUUCACCGGUCAAGAAACUUACGUCUGGAAUAUGUACCAACAAAGAUGUUGGGACUUCUUCCCGGUGGGAGAUUGCUUCAGAAAGCAGAACGAAGAGGAGCUUGGUGUUGGGGGAGGUUGAGUUUUUUCUGUUCCUAUAUUUUCUGACAUCCGCACACAGCAACAAAUUAUCGAGUGAUUUUUGACUAAACUAAGUUGU
Messenger RNA from Coccinella septempunctata (seven-spotted ladybird), 15593 nucleotides. RefSeq names its product ryanodine receptor (gene RyR). Gene Ontology annotation, molecular function: protein binding; ryanodine-sensitive calcium-release channel activity. Gene Ontology annotation, cellular component: sarcolemma; Z disc; calcium channel complex. NCBI's taxonomy places the organism in Eukaryota, Metazoa, Arthropoda, Insecta, Coleoptera, Coccinellidae. Bases 246 to 15515 code for a protein of 5089 amino acids. The record is from RefSeq and is a predicted model, not a curated record. Gene Ontology annotation, biological process: intracellular calcium ion homeostasis; calcium ion transmembrane transport. The transcript is spliced from 70 exons.